This is a messenger RNA of Schistocerca gregaria, 2892 nucleotides long. RefSeq names its product DNA-directed RNA polymerase subunit beta''-like. Gene Ontology annotation, biological process: mitochondrial electron transport, cytochrome c to oxygen. The record is from RefSeq and is a predicted model, not a curated record. The transcript has 25 exons. NCBI's taxonomy places the organism in Eukaryota, Metazoa, Arthropoda, Insecta, Orthoptera, Acrididae. Gene Ontology annotation, cellular component: mitochondrion; membrane. The coding region runs from base 1 to 2892 and encodes 963 amino acids. Gene Ontology annotation, molecular function: cytochrome-c oxidase activity.
AUGGUGCAUGAUUCGUUUAAUCGUUAUAUAAUUCUUAAUAAACGGUUGAUAAAGAAUUAUUUUAUUACUUUAAAUGAACAUUAUUUGAAUAUUGCUACUGUUAUAUUGAAUAAUAACAAUUUAUCUAUUGUUCCGGGGUAUAAUAUAUAUGAAGAUUUUAUUAAAAUAUUUAAUAUAGACUUACGUAAAAGUAUUAAAUCGUAUACUUGUUUCUUAAGUUCAUUGUACAAUGAACUUAAGAAACAAGUAUACGGUUAUCGUUGUAAUAGAGGGGAUAAUUUUAUUUAUGAAAAAAAAAAUGUUGUUAGUACUGAGUUGAAAUUUAUUGGUGAUUUGAAAGAAUUACUUUCUUACAAGGAAAGUUUAAUAAAAAAUAAGUUAUUGCAUUUUAACAAUGUUUUUUUAAGAGAAAAAAUAGUGGAUUAUUUUAUAUUUCUUAAAAAAGAUAAUUUCUUAAAAUAUGUAAAUAAUUUUUUCUUUUUUAAGAAAUUAUCUUUUUUAAGAAAUAUAAAAUAUGUCAACAACAGUUUAAAUAGUGUCAAGAAUAUUGAUGAUGGUGUAAGAAAGGUUGUAGGGAAUGAGUAUUCUUUAGUUGCGUAUAAUGCAUAUAUGUGUUAUGCACAUAAAUGUAGUUUAUUGAGUACUUAUUGUUUAAAUGAUAAUAGUAGUAUAUUUAAAAGUGGAAUAAAAUCGUGUCAGUUGAGGUUACUGUUUAGAUACGUUAGGAUUUACUUUUUGAGUGAACGCUUAUAUAUGUAUUAUGUGAUAAUGUAUAUGAUUAGUAAAGUUAAGAAUAAAUGUAUAAAUAAGGCUUUAUUGAGUAAGGUGAAGUUUUAUCAGAGAGGCGUAUUUCUUAAUAAAAGAAAAUUAGCUGCAUAUGAUAAGGAAUUUCGUUUUACAACUUAUUUGUUAUCAAAUAUGUAUAGUGUAUUUAGGAGGCGUCUUAAUUAUUAUAGAUGUAAUAAGUUGUACAGUUCAGAUAUGUUUUUUAGGAAAGUAAAUUAUUUAUUUGGUUGUAAGAGAGAUCUUUUAACUAAAUGUCGCGUUAAUAGGACUAGUAGUAAAUAUGUUGUAAUUCAAAAUAGAAUAACGAAAACCGAUAAUAUGUAUUUGUACUUUUUGUUGGCGGUAUUUUUUAAAUUUCUUCGUAAGAAAUAUCGUUUUAUGAAAAAAAAAUUUAUGAGGAAAUAUUUUAAGAUAGUUUUUCGUAAAAGGGGUGUAACUAAGAAGGCUGCAUUAGAGUUUUUAAUAAAAUUGUAUAUUAGUGUUAUUAUACGUGAUGAUUAUAAUUCUGUAGUAGACAUGUAUGUAUACAGACAAUUUCAAUAUGUAAAUAUAAAUUAUAUUUACCAUACUAUGUAUGGUGUAGAUAAUAAUCUGUUUUCAUAUUUUUUUGAAAAAUUAAAUUCGAUUAAGGAAAUUUUUUUUGUUUCUUCUUUCCCUUCUAAGAGUUUUUCAGUUUAUAAUUCUGUUAAGCACCAUAAUGAGUUUUUAGUUAAUCCGCAUAAUAAUGCGGAUUAUUUUGUUACACAAACAAAUCUUUCUGAUGAGUUUACUAAAAAUAAACGAAUGCUUAAAGCUAGAGGGGUUAGCCUAAACUCAUCAGAAAGAUUUGUUUUUGAAAAGUUUGAUAUAAUUAAUUUUUAUUACUUUAAGCUAAACCAAUAUUUAGAUUUGUCUUUAACAAAUAUAUCUUUAUAUUUAAUUUUUGGUUUUAUUUUAUACAGAAAAGGUCUAUAUGAAAAUGGGUAUAAAUUUUAUAAGUUAUUUGUACCUAAUGUACCUAUAUAUUUAUUACCAUUUAUGGAUUUAAGAGACUUAUCAAAUGUUAAUAAGAGGAAAAUUAAACGUCGUCCUCCUAUAGAAACUAUUUUUUUGAAAAAAAAAGUUUUUUUUUCAAAAAAGCGAAGGAGAUUGUGUGUAGAGUAUACACAUACUGAUUUUAAAUUAAAUUUAUUAGAUAGCUUGUAUAAAGAAAUAAGGAGUUUUGCUUACCAUAAGCAAUAUGUUGUAUAUAAUUCUGAAUUAAAUUUAUUUGAAUCUAAAUGGACAGAAAUUUGGCCUAAAGUUGUAAAAGUUAUUUACACUAUCAUGUUUCAUUUUGAUGUUAUACGAGAAUUAGUAUUUUUGAAAAAAUAUACUACAUUGAUAAAAUAUAAUCUUAGAACUGGAUUUUGUCAAUAUAGUGAAUACGUAUUUGCAUUUCAACAAUUGAAUGAUUCUGUGUUCGGCUCGUCAAUGUAUAUGUUGACAUCUUUUCACGGAUUGCAUGUUAUUGUUGGAUUGAUUAUGCUGAUAGUCUGUUGUGUUAGGUUUUAUUUAGGUCAUUUUACGGCUACAAAUUAUUUGGGAAGUGGUAUUAAAGUUAAAUUAACUGUACUGACAUAUUUAAUGAAUAGUAUGUUUAUUGUAAAUUUUAAAAGGAAAUUAUUACUAGAUAAUAAUUUUAUGUUAAAAAUAAAUAAUGUUUCAUAUUUUCGUGUUUUUAACGAGACUUGUGCAACAGAAGUGUUGUCUGUAAGUUAUGAUUCAACUGUUAAGGUUGGUGUUUCAGGUAUUGAAAAUGAUUUUUUUAAAAAAGGUGAUAAGGUUUUUAAGAAAAUUUAUCGAAAAGAACAGAAAUUUUAUCACCCGAAACCAAGUGAUCUAGUUAUGAACAGGUUGAAGAUAAUUUUAUUAAUUAUUGGAGGACCGAACUUGUAUUUGUUGAAAAAAAUUAAGAUGAUUUCGGAAUGUUCUGUAAUUUUGUUGAAUAGAUGUGAAUUUAUUUUUUUGAUAUCAGAAGAAGACAGGUUCAAGAUAAAUUUUCGUAUACUGGUAAUAGAUAAUUACUUUGAUAGGCAAAUUGAUGUUGUUAUUAUCUACAUUAAAUCAUUAGAAUUAGUAUUGUAA